AUGGCUCAAGUCGACAUCAAAACCUCGUCAUGGAAGCUCGUUGAGGUCGGCCGUAUUGUGCUGAUCCGGAGCGGUUCUUACACGGGCAAGCUGGCUGUUAUCGUUGAGAUUAUCGACCAUAAGCGCGUCUUGGUCGAUGGUCCCGCCGGUCAUGAGAACAAAGUCGUGCCUCGCCAUGCCAUCUCCCUCUCCCACGUCUCCCUCACACCUUUCACCAUUCCCAAACUACCCCGCUCCGCUGGCACCGGACCCGUGAAAAAACUUUGGGAGAAGGAGGAGAUCGAUUCCAAAUGGGCCAGCAGCUUGUUUGCUAAGAAGAAGGAACAAACUGACCGGAGACGAAACUUGACCGAUUUUGAGCGGUUCAAGGUUAUGAGAUUGAAGAAACAGGCCCGCUAUGAAGUGCAAAAGGCACAUGCUAAAAUCCGCGCUUCCUCUUCGUAA
Messenger RNA from Paracoccidioides brasiliensis Pb18, 444 nucleotides. RefSeq lists its product as uncharacterized. Gene Ontology annotation, molecular function: structural constituent of ribosome; RNA binding. Gene Ontology annotation, biological process: translation; ribosomal large subunit biogenesis. Bases 1 to 444 code for a protein of 147 amino acids. The record is from RefSeq and is a predicted model, not a curated record. The transcript is spliced from 3 exons. Gene Ontology annotation, cellular component: ribosome; cytosolic large ribosomal subunit.